Molecule: messenger RNA, 9294 nt
Organism: Drosophila teissieri
Lineage: Eukaryota; Metazoa; Arthropoda; Insecta; Diptera; Drosophilidae
Gene: unc79
Product: protein unc-79 homolog
Exons: 27
Coding region: 134-9226 (3030 amino acids)
Molecular function (GO): protein binding
Source: RefSeq, a predicted model, not a curated record
AGAUUUUUCUUCGUGGACGUAGCUUGCUGCAAAACCGUAAAAAAUUGCAAAUCUAUUGAAAAAACUAACCAAUUUCGAGAAUGCGAAGUCCCUCGGCAGCAGUUUCGGCAAUGCGAAGGAUUUGUCUGAUAUAAUGACUGGCAGCUUCAAGGUGCAACUCAUCAACAUGGGCACUCGCGCUGCCGCCUUUCAGGCAAAACUGAGAGCCCUUCAUGAAUACCACGUUCGUCUACUGCACAACGUCUUGCCUGCGCCCUCUGGCGUCGAUAUUGCUAACAAUAUCAAAUACUUUUCUCAAACUCUACUGACUGUCCUUAAAGAUGUGCGCACCUCGCCGCACGAGCUUAUCCGCGAUCCUCUCGAAGAUCCCACUCGCAUGUCUGCCUAUCCCAACCUCGAGUAUGGCAACCUCUACAAUGCUCUUACAAUGCUCAUCGAUGUGGCACCUUGCAUCCAGUACGGCCAAAUCGUCUUCGGAAAAGCUCUACUGCAGUGCCUAAGCUGCAUCCUUCCCUUUCUGGACAAAGAUCUUAUCGAUAAUCUACCCUAUCUUGUAAGCUCUACUAUAUCAGUACUACCACCAGCGUUGCACCAAUGCAUCAUCAACGCUCUUUGCUACUAUAUCUUGCCUUUUACUAUAACUCGUCGUAGCUCCGACGAACAGGAAUGUCAGGCCUGCCAGUCAGUGUCGUCGGUCAUCAUGAUGGUGCUGCAGUACUCCAACAAUCCAGCUCAUCAUUGCCAGCUCCUGGAGUGCCUGAUGACCCUUAAACACAAUGUGGUCAAGGACAUCCUCUGCGUUGUGGCCUACGGAACCGCUGUUUCCCGAACCUCGGCUGCUAAGCUGCUAUUUUACUACUGGCCAGCCUUCAACGCCAAUCUAUUCGAUCGCAAAGUUCUGCUCUCCAAGCUAACCAACGACCUAGUGCCCUUCACCUGCCAAAGGGAGCACUGUCCGAACUCCGGGAACGCGGAGGCAGCGAAGGUGUGCUACGACCACAGCAUCAGCAUCGCAUACGCCCCCGACUGUCCGCCGCCCCUUUACCUGUGCAUCGAGUGCGCCAACGAGAUUCAUCGGGAGCACGGGAGCCUGGAGUUCGGCGACAUCCUGCAUCCCAUGCAGCAGGUGUCGAUGGUCUGCGAAAACAAGAACUGCCGCUCCAACGAGAAGUCGGCCUUCUCCAUCUGCUUCUCCACGGAGUGUGCCAGCUUCAAUGGCAACCACCCGAUCCGCUACUGCAGCCAGUGCCACAGCAAUAGGCACAAUUCCCGGCGAGGAGGCGAUCACGUGGUCCAUCGGAGUCUGCAGCCCGCCUGGCAGAUGGAUCCAGAGAUGCAGAUGCACAUGGUGGAGUCGGUGGUGAGCCUUCUGCGAGAGGCGAAGCCGUUAAACUUUGAGCCGGGCAAGGAGUCCUUGUCGUCCGAGUCCAAGAAGAACGGCUCCGGCAUUACAGCAGACAAUAUUUCUCUGGAGGAGCGUCAGAGACUGGGACGUUAUGGUAUCUGGCUACUGGUGGGUCGCUGUACUCCCACUGCAGAUACUCCCGUGGAAGUUCUGGGCAGGAUUCUGAGCAUGCUCUUCCACUGGUUUCAUGUAACCGCUUACUCUUAUGAUGCUGCCGGACAAGUGGAAAGUACCAUUGAGAAGCUCAAAGUUGAUCACGUGUGCAACUGGCUCAAGGACAUCUGCCGUAUCCACUACAACGUCUUCAUCUCCUGCCUGCUGCCACAUCCCCCGGAGUAUGCCCGUGUUGGAGGCCAUUGGGAGACCUUGGCAUCGCGAACAAGUCACUUAAAGGAAGGUCUUCAGCGACUCAUUUGCCUGGUGCCGUACGAGGUCAUCACCUCCGAGAUUUGGGACUAUGUAAUGCCGCACUGGAUGGAGGCCAUCACCAACGACGUGGCCGAGAAGGAACUGAACGAGCUGAAGAUUGUGCUCAGCAAGAUACUCGACCCGGAGAUGUCUCCCCUGGGCUUUGAUGCCAAAACCAUGUACAACUUUGUGGCCAUUCGAUUCGAGAAGACAACGGCAAAGGUGCAGCAGCAGGCGCUCCACUGGCUGCAGAUCCUCACCAAGCUAGAGAUCCUCAUCCCACUGGUGCAGCUGUUCGCCAUGUUCGGCGAUGGCGUUCGCAUAAUGAAAUACGGCAUCCAGCAUGAGCUGAUGCGCGAGAAGGAUGCCCAAUCUCAAUCUCAGUCCCUGGCCAAGGCUCCCAAGACCCCGUGCAAAGAGAGCAAGGAGACCAAGGCGGAUAUGGCCAAUCCGCCUAGGCGUAGCUCUAUUUCUCCUGUUGUCGAGGAUGACUCUGGCAAUACGUCUGCCAUUUCCGACGACGAGGCUCCCACGAAUCGUCACACGGAGUUCUCAACGGAUGCAGAGCACAACCUCACCUGUUGCAUCCUCAUGCUGGACAUCCUUCUGAAGCAAAUGGAACUACAGGACGUGGAGCAGCACAUGGGCAUCCACACCAGUGUCUGCGAGAACGUCUCCAGACUUAUCAAGUGCAUGGUUACUGCAGCUCGAGUGGGCCUCAGUAGUCACGUCUGCGCCUUAAAGGUGGCAGAGUGUGCCUAUUGCGAGGCUUCCAUCAUGUGGCAUCAGCUAGCUACCAAGUUGGUCCAGUUCAUGGCCCCCUUGAAUCCAGUCCGGCCACCAGAUGUUCCCAUCGAGGACAUCAUUGAAGAGGAAAAGUCCUCGCGGAAAUCUCCACCCGAAUCCGACAAGGAAAAGACCCGUGAUCGAGAUGUUUCCCUCUCGAUGGCUCCCCUACCCAUUCCCUUGGGGCCUCUAGGAGGAUUUGCAGAUAUCUUUAAGCUAGAUCAAUUCUUUUCAGACGAUGGAAAAAUUAUUAUAAUGGCAGGUCCUGUGCCGGUGGCCGUGCCCCAACCAGAGCCGCACUCCGUGGGCGGAGUGCUCGUCCACAUGCCCCACGUCUGUUCCAAUAACGAAAAUGGGCAUUCAGUUGAUAGUAAUGAAUUGAGAAAAGUUCACGCCACAGACGAGAUCAUGACGGCCACGGUAGAAACAGUUUCAGAGCAACUCGACCUGGCCUCCAUCCUGCCCACAGACCGGGCCAUAGCCCGCUCUAUAACCCUUUCCGAUGCGGACGUGGGCAGCGCCAAUGUCAGCGUGACCAAGGCCUCGGUCAUGGGUGAGAACGGUGCCAAUGGCGGAGCGGCCUGUGGCGGCGGGGAGAACGGGAGCGGAUCCGAGGAUGACGAGGAGGAGGAGGACAGCGACGACUUCUGGCACACCUCUGUGGGAAAGUUCAAGUUCACCCUCGAUACGCUGCCGCAGCCACUGCAGUACAUCCAUCAACUGCUCACGGAAAUACCUACCAUCAAGAAGCCUGAAAUCCUGUACUACGUUCUGCAGUGCCUGAACACGAUGGCUUUGCAUGGCGAUGCUUUGGCCAAGGCGGCGAGGGAGCAACGAGGCUUCUUCAUCUGGUGCCAGGAGAACCUUCUGAUCAAGAACCUUUGGGAGCUAUGCAACGCGGAGCACUCUCACAUAUGCCAGGUGGGCGUGCCGCUGCUGCUGCACUGCAUCACGCUACCACUCGGAUCGGAUGUGUUUUGGCGUGUGGUGCAGGAGGCUUUCCACGACACGGACUGGCGCGUCCGCUUCACGGCAGUGGAGCGAGUUACCGUGAUUACCCGCUUCAUGGACUCCACUCCCCUGCGCUCCGAGGUGGGUCUUCAGACGGCCCUGGCCACCGCCUUUUGCCACCUGAUCGCCAGCAUGGACGACGUCAAUGUGUACGUGGCGCAGCGGGCGACCCUCUACAUUGGGACAAUCCAUGACACGGCAAUUCGGUCGCUGCUCUUCUGCCUUGAGUCCCAGUUCGACCUCUUCAUCGUGGACCGUCCAGUGGUGCUGCAGUCGGUCUACCAGUUGCACAACUCCCUGUCCGAUCGCAAAAUGCUCGGCUGGGAGUUUUUCCUGAAUCGAUUCGACACGCUCUUCGUGGAGGCACAGAUCAAUCUGGAGAAGUGCGGCGACAUCUCAUACCUGCGGGAUCUGCGGAACUCGGACAACGGCAGCGAGGCCCUCUCGGCCAAGAUUCAGAAGGCGAGGGAGGCUCUCAGCCAGUCGGACACCAGUGGGGGCAUGGCCAAGACGCUUAGCGCUUCUUUCGGCACGAAGUGGCCCUAUAAGCGAACCAUGUCCGCUCCUGCCAGCAUGGCUCCCAGACAGGACAGCAAGUUUGUUCCGGAGAAGGAGAAGAUCUACAGCCGCCAGGUCUCAGCGCCCAUUCUCAAGCGGAAGACCUCGCGCUUCGGACUGGGUCAGUUCCUGGGCAGUAGUAGUGGGGGGGCUUCUGGCAGUAGCCAGUCCGUGAACCCAGCAGCAGCGGCAGCGAGCUCCUCGCGACCCAAGCCGCCGCCUUGUCCCAUCCACCAGCCAGGCCACACGGCCUUUCCCUAUCACACCCACCACCACCAUCCACAUGCCCACCACCCGUACCCUCACCCCCAUCCACACCAUCAUCCGCAUCAUCAUGCCGGUAGUAGUGCAUACUUAGCCUCCACCGCCACCGCCUCCACUUCGGCCGGUCUAGUCUCGACGCACAGCCAGAGCCACCAGUACCUGGUGCAUUGUGUGCCCCCCAGUCACCACAGUCCGAUGCCAACGCUGCAGGAGGCGGAAACACUGCUCCGGUCCCAGGCGGCCGCCGAUGCCGCCGCAGCAAGUGGAUCACUGGGUGGAUCCCUUGGUCAUCCGGGCCAGGAAGCAGCGGCGGUGGGAUCGGGCACAGCCGGAGGCAGUACGGGAAACCCGAAUCCCCAUCACUCCUAUCACUCCCACUUCCAAAAGCAUCCGUCGGCUCCCAACCUGCUGCCCCCGCCGCCGGCCCCCAGUCCCAGCCCCUCGAGUCUGGCCUUCCCCAUGCACUGCACCUGUGAUGCCGCACCACAUCCGCAACCUCAGGUCUCGGGUGCGGCGGCCACCGGCAGCGCGGCGAACCCAGAUGGUCAUAUCCACUCAUUGGGGGGCUUGAACGACGACAAUCUCAUUGGACUACUUUCGAGAAUCACGGAACUGGAGGAGUCAGAUCGGGAAACCAUUCAUCUGCUGGUUUUUAUGCUGAUGCAGUUCAUGUCCCGUACGGAUCAGGCAUAUCCCUCAGAGGAGAAACCGAUGACCAAGACCCAAAAUAUUGUACUCAAGCACCUGUUUCUACUGCUCGGUCACAACCAAAUCGACAAGACCUUCCAUACCACUCCGGAAUCUCUAAGGGUUUCGGCCGUUUUCAAUGCGUUCUUGGCCAAUCUUCCGCAGGUUUUGGACCAGAACCACUUGAUCGGGGGCCUCAUCAUGCCCUCGGUCAUGCAAAUCAUUCUCUAUGCGCCAAAUCCAACAAGCACCUCGGGCGAAUCCUACCAGAACAUAGUCUUCAACUAUUCCCUGUGGCACCUGGAGCAGUAUCCGCGUCGCAACUGGCUCUUCACUUUGCUGGUGGUGCUCUACAAGUACUCGUACACUCAGCCUCCUCUUAGUGGAUACGUCAUCGCUGGGAUCCGCUUGAUCAUGAACAGCUUGCGGGGCCACUUCCACCAAUGCCGGCGCAUUCCGACCACCACCAUUCUGGACAUUCAAGGCGUAGGCGGCGCUGCUCGAUCCCGCGACGUCAGCCAGCCCUCGCUUGGCACGGAUCCGGACGACAAAGAGGCCAGUCCGCCGGCCAGCCCAAUGUUUCCCUCGGAGGGAACUAGUGCCGCCUCCAAGAGCAAGGGUAAUGUGGCCUUCACUCCGAAAUUGCAGCACGCGUUCCGGAAGUACAACGACUCCAGCCUAGAUGCAGAUGAAACGGAAUCGGAGCUGGUGGCCAUUCCGGAGAGCGAUCUCUCUGACAGCACUUUACACGGUAGCAGUGCCCCGGGAUCCUUUGAUGAUACCAUACAUUUUGAGGAUGUCAUGCCACGCAACCGUCGAACCCUUGAAUACACCGAAGAGAAAUCCACAAAAUCCCACAAGUCCAUGAUCACCACCAAGGUCGGCGAUACGUACACUACCAAAAUCAAGGCCACCACUACCAGUGAGACUUUGGUGACCACACACACCAGGCACAGUUUGCAGGAGGGUGUUCGCAUGAUCGUCACCCCCUUGGUGGGCGCGGAAACCACGGAGACGGCGAUUGUUAGUCCUCCAGUAGAUGUCCAUCGUGCUGUGACCGUGCGCAACAAGUCCCUGGAGAAUGCAGCCGCCUCCACAUCGAAGAUGUUCGCCGCCAUAGCUACGAAUCACCUAAAGGCACUGGGCGCUUUGCAGGAUAUGUCUCCGGCAGUGGACAGAAAAGCCGGAUCCAGCAGCGGCAGUGGAAGUCGAUCGGCCAACGGAAACGGUAGUGGAGGAAGUGCCCCAGCUGCUAUCCAGGCAACUUCCUCGACAGCUGCUAGCAAGCCCAUUGGAAGGCAUAAGACGAUUGUGGAGUGCAGUGCCGGGAACUCGAGCUCCUCGGCCGAUGAUUCGCGCCAAAAGAAGUCGCAAACUAAAUCUCUGAGACGCACGGAUAAGAACUACGGCUCGCCGGACUCACCACUGUCCAAGAUGAGCGUGAUGCCGAAUCCAAGAGAUGAAAUGGAUGAGAGUAUGCAGAGCUUGCCGCCGCCCAAGAGCAUUGCUGCCUUGGAGAUUCCCACUCCGGAGCGUCUCCUGCCCAUCGGAACCCAGGACACGGUGGCCACCCUAGUGGAGCGGGUGAGAGAUGGCCUCAACCUGCCGGACAUCAGUCAUCUCAAGCAGGACAGCCUCGAUGUGUCGGAGAGCACCAAGGAUGACGUAACACCGAGCAGUAGGACAAACUCUCCCCGGCGGCUCAUAAAGCAGGUGGCUCUGGAAUCUCCUCCGAAUCCAAAUGCUCAGCUUCCAUCGCAACCCUCAGCCGAUUUGCACACCUCUAUUCUCAAGAAUGUGCAGCAGGACCUGAAACAAAAUGCCCCCGAAGGAAAUGGGCUCACCACCAGCAAUAGUAUCAAGCGUCCUCGUCAAAAACUGGCUCCCUUCAAUGUGGACAGCAAUGCUAUUCCGGAUAUUCGAUCUCGGUUUGCUGGUUCCUGGCCACCGCCUCCUUUUCAGCCCGUGGAUCCCGAUCCCGAUGAUGAUGAUGAGAUCGGGGCAGAGGCCUCCAAUGGGCAUGGAACCCACUCAACCCCUCAUGCUCCUCGUGGGAGCUCUCGACGUGUUGGAGAUUACACCAUCGUGGAACGCUGCUCCGACUGCGGCGCCCACAUUGAGGAAUACACGGAUGAGGAGAUUGGCAUCUUCAUUGUAAUCCUAGGGACCUUUAUUCAUCGAGAACCCGCCAUGGCAGCACCUUUCCUGCCCGAGAUUCUUACCAUGACUUCGCGGAUCUGCCUAAGUAGCACCCAUGCCUGGCAAGGCGAGAAUGGCCCACCUUUGGCCAGCAGUGCCCAGGCGGUGGCCUGUCAGUUCUUCCGCUGCGUGCUUCACCAGCUGGCACCUAAUGGAAUCUUCUUGCAAGUAUUCCAAACCCAAAUGAAAAUGAAAAUCCGCCACCACCAUUUUCGCAGUAUUGCCAAAGCGCUGCAGGAUUUCCAGGACUUGAACUCCACCAGUCCCAUCUACAUGGUGUGCGAGUCACUGACGUCCAAGAAGGCAUUACCCAUUGACCAGCUACCGGUGAUUUUCCGCAACAUGGCCGAGUAUUUGAAUCUCCAGUGCGUCCCCACGGAAGCGGGCGUGGGCUUAGCCGUUUGGUCACAGGCCAUGCAGGCCAUGGAGUCGCUCCUUCGCCAAGUAAUCGUCAUCAUGCCCAGUCUGACCAAUGCGGAGUACAUGCUGGACAUCGUGGCGGCAACCUUGAGGCUCAACUGUGUGCCAAAAACGCUGCUUGAUCCGUACUCCAAGAUCAUGGCCUAUUGUGUCCAGCAUACAAAUCUGGAAUACCAAACGCUAUACGAGCUUUGUACUCUGAACAUUAGAUCAUUUAGCAAGGAUCGGGACAAGAACUUGCUGUGUCGUCAAAUGAUCUUUGAGUUCGUCCAGGCUCUGAAGUUUAAAUCGAAUAUUCCGGACCACAAUCUACUCACCAUUAUUGGUUUUGUGCUCCUUGAUGCUGGCGGCACUCUGCCGCCAGGUGCUGCUCCUGGUUUGCCUGACGCGGCUCCUAUGAUGACCACCAAUUCUGCUGAUUGUUUGAGACAGUAUAUCAACGAUGUUAUUGAUUUUCUGGCCGAUUUCCACACCCUUAGCAAGAUUAAGAACUUUAAGAACGGCCAGACGAGCAGUGGACUGGGUGAAGACACUUUGGGCGGAGUCCUCAAGGGAGCAGUGGCCCAAUAUUUGGCUCUGGAAAUGUCGCGUGGUAAUUCAAGGGACAACAAAGCAGUUUCUCGCUACCUUCCCUGGUUAAACAAUGCACCAUCGUCCCUUCAGCAAGGACCCAAGGAGUUCACUGAGUGCGUGGGUCACAUGCGCCUGCUGUCUUGGUUGCUACUUGGCUCCCUCACUCACAUGGCUCUGAUGCAGCGGCGUCAGGAGACGCAUAGCAUUCCUACGCCCUUGCCGCAGCAGAAUAGUCAGGGAACCGGUCCUACAGCCAGUGUACAUUAUCAGCAUCAAGGAGUAACCUAUUCGCAACCGGUGCCACAGGAAGCCUCUUGCCACAUAGCCGAUCACAUUCAGGUGAUCUUUGCCGGAUUUGCGGAGCAGUCCAAGACCUCCGUGCUGCAUAUGUCCUCGCUAUUCCAUGCGUUCACUCUCUGUCAGCUAUGGACGGUAUACUUGGAGCAGAUGGCCCACAACACCAAUAGUAACGCGGAGGGCAGCACGUUGGGCGUUCUUUUUGAGUUCUGGGCGAAGGUAACGCCCUGCAUCUUGCAAUUGGUGUCCCACGCCAAGCCAACAGUCAAUAAGGAUCAACCGCAGACCCCCCUAGACUUCCAGACGCAGAGCGCUAACUCCAAGCUGUCCGAGAUGGUCAACCUGCACUUCCUUAGUCUGUUGGAGGCGUUGAAGGACACCAAUUCCACAGUGCUGGGCAAACUGCUGCCAAUGUGGAGCCCCGUUCUCUCCUCACAGACUCAACUCUCGGACACGUUGCACGUCCGAUUGCAGAACGUAAGGGACUAUGCGCCCGACUACGAGGAGCAGCAAACGUACAAGUCGGAGGCUCUGCUCAAAUGGCUGCAGCGCUUGCAGUUCAAGAUGGGCCAAAUCGAGUUACAAGCAUCCACGGCCACGCAGUUCUAUUCAAUCUAAGUAUCCACAGAAUAUACACAGAAUAUAGUUAUGUAUGCAGUCUUAUUUAGUAAUUGUUGCCUACGCGA